GGCGGAGUUCACUGUCGUUCCGGUCCCUCUUGGUUUCUUUCCAACUGCCAGCCCAGGCUUGGCGCCAUGUACGCCGUGUACAAACAGGCACAUCCGCCCACCGGCAUCGAGUUCUCUAUGUACUGCAACUUCUUCAACAACAGCGAGCGGAACCUCGUGGUGGCCGGCACCUCGCAGCUCUAUGUGUACCGCCUCAACCGCGACGCCGAGGUUCUCACCAAAAAUGACAGGAGCACAGAAGGGAAGGCCCACCGGGAGAAGCUGGAGCUGGCAGCCUCCUUCUCUUUCUUUGGCAAUGUCAUGUCCAUGGCCAGUGUGCAGCUGGCAGGUGCCAAGCGGGAUGCCUUGCUCCUGAGCUUCAAGGAUGCCAAGCUGUCAGUGGUGGAGUAUGACCCAGGUACCCACGAUCUGAAGACCCUGUCCCUGCACUACUUUGAGGAGCCUGAGCUUCGGGACGGGUUUGUGCAAAACGUGCAUACGCCUCGGGUGCGGGUGGACCCUGACGGGCGCUGUGCGGCCAUGCUUGUCUACGGUACACGGCUGGUGGUGCUGCCUUUCCGCCGAGAGAGUCUGGCCGAGGAGCAUGAGGGGCUCGUGGGCGAGGGGCAGAGGUCCAGCUUCCUGCCUAGCUAUAUCAUUGAUGUGCGGGCCCUGGAUGAGAAGCUGCUUAACAUCGUUGACCUGCAAUUCUUGCACGGCUACUACGAGCCCACCCUGCUCAUCCUGUUUGAGCCCAACCAGACCUGGCCUGGGAGGGUGGCUGUGAGGCAGGAUACAUGCUCCAUUGUGGCCAUCUCACUGAACAUCACGCAGAAGGUCCACCCUGUCAUCUGGUCCCUCACUAGCCUGCCUUUUGACUGCACCCAGGCUUUGGCUGUGCCUAAGCCCAUAGGUGAGGGCCCUCGGGCUCUAGGGGUGGGGCAUGGGAGCAUGGGGGCCCUGUGCCCCACCCUGUCCACCAACUUGUGCCCUCCAGGUGGGGUGGUGAUAUUUGCUGUCAACUCACUGCUGUACCUGAACCAGAGCGUGCCCCCCUAUGGUGUCGCCCUCAACAGCCUUACCACAGGCACCACUGCCUUUCCCCUACGUACCCAGGAGGGUGUGCGGAUCACCCUGGACUGCGCACAGGCUGCCUUCAUCUCUUAUGACAAGAUGGUCAUCUCCCUCAAGGGUGGUGAAAUUUACGUGCUGACACUCAUCACAGACGGCAUGCGCAGUGUCCGAGCGUUCCACUUUGACAAGGCAGCCGCCAGUGUCCUCACCACCAGUAUGGUCACCAUGGAGCCCGGGUACCUGUUCCUGGGCUCUCGCCUGGGCAACUCCCUGCUCCUCAAGUACACAGAGAAACUGCAGGAGCCCCCAGCCAGUGCCACCCGAGAGUCUGCAGACAAGGAAGAACCUCCCUCAAAGAAGAAGAGAGUGGACCCCUCAGUGGGUUGGUCAGGGGGCAAGUCGGUGCCACAGGAUGAGGUGGAUGAGAUUGAGGUAUAUGGCAGCGAGGCCCAGUCCGGUACACAGCUGGCCACCUACUCCUUUGAGGUGUGUGACAGCAUCCUCAAUAUUGGACCCUGUGCCAACGCUGCCAUGGGCGAGCCUGCUUUCCUCUCUGAAGAGUUUCAGAACAGCCCUGAGCCAGACCUGGAGAUCGUGGUUUGCUCCGGCUACGGGAAGAAUGGGGCCUUGUCAGUGCUGCAGAAGAGCAUCCGGCCCCAGGUGGUCACUACCUUUGAGCUUCCUGGCUGCUAUGACAUGUGGACGGUCAUCGCUUCUGUGCGUAAGGAAGAGCCCUCACAGGAGGAGACCCCCAAGGGGGAGGGCACAGAGCAGGAAUCUGGUGUUCCUGAAGGAGAGGAGGACGGGCGCAGACAUGGCUUCCUUAUUCUGAGUCGAGAAGACUCCACCAUGAUCUUGCAGACGGGACAGGAGAUCAUGGAGCUGGACACCAGUGGCUUUGCCACACAGGGCCCCACAGUCUUUGCUGGAAACAUUGGGGAUAAUCGCUACAUCGUUCAAGUGUCACCGCUGGGCAUCCGCCUGCUAGAAGGAGUGAACCAGCUACACUUUAUCCCUGUGGAUCUGGGUGCACCUAUUGUGCAGUGUGCUGUGGCAGACCCCUACGUGGUCAUCAUGAGUGCUGAAGGCCAUGUCACCAUGUUUCUCCUCAAGAGUGAUUCCUACAGCGGACGUCACCACCGCCUGGCACUACACAAGCCCCCGCUGCACCAUCAGUCCAAGGUGAUCACACUGUGUUUGUACCGCGACCUCAGCGGCAUGUUCACUACUGAGAGCCGCCUGGGCGGGGCCCGUGACGAGCUAGGGGGCCGCAGUGGCUCAGAGAUGGAGGGCCUAGGCUCAGAGACCAGCCCUACGGUGGAUGACGAGGAGGAGAUGCUAUAUGGGGACUCGGGCUCCCUCUUCAGCCCCAGCAAGGAGGAAGCCCGAAGAAGCAGCCAGCCCCCUGCCGACAGGGAUCCUGCACCCUUUCGGGCAGAGCCUACACACUGGUGCCUGCUGGUGCGGGAGAAUGGCACCAUGGAGAUCUACCAGCUCCCAGACUGGCGGUUGGUAUUCCUGGUGAAGAACUUCCCUGUGGGACAACGGGUCCUGGUAGACAGCUCUUUUGGACAGCCCACCACCCAGGGUGAGGCUCGCAAGGAGGAGGCCACACGCCAGGGCGAGCUGCCCCUGGUCAAGGAAGUCCUGCUCGUUGCGCUAGGGAGUCGUCAGAGCAGGCCCUACCUGCUGGUGCACGUAGACCAGGAGCUGCUCAUCUACGAGGCCUUCCCCCACGACUCUCAGCUCGGCCAGGGAAACCUGAAAGUCCGCUUUAAGAAGGUAGAGGUACCCCACAACAUCAACUUCCGUGAAAAGAAGCCAAAGCCAUCUAAGAAGAAAGCAGAAGGUGGCAGCACUGAAGAGGGGGCUGGGGUUCGGGGCCGUGUGGCACGUUUCCGAUACUUUGAGGACAUUUAUGGCUAUUCAGGGGUGUUCAUCUGCGGUCCCUCACCCCACUGGCUUCUCGUGACUGGCCGAGGGGCUCUGCGCCUGCACCCCAUGGGCAUUGAUGGUCCCAUUGACUCCUUUGCUCCUUUCCACAAUGUCAACUGCCCCCGUGGUUUCCUUUACUUCAACAGACAGGGUGAGCUGAGGAUCAGCGUCCUUCCAGCCUACUUGUCCUAUGAUGCUCCGUGGCCCGUCAGGAAGAUCCCCCUACGCUGCACGGCCCAUUACGUGGCUUACCACGUGGAGUCUAAGGUGUACGCCGUGGCCACCAGCACCAACACCCCGUGUACCCGCAUCCCGCGCAUGACCGGGGAGGAGAAGGAGUUUGAAACCAUUGAGAGAGAUGAUCGGUAUAUCCACCCUCAGCAGGAGGCUUUCUCCAUCCAGCUCAUCUCCCCAGUCAGCUGGGAGGCCAUUCCCAAUGCCAGGAUCGAGCUGGAGGAAUGGGAGCAUGUGACCUGCAUGAAGACGGUCUCGCUGCGCAGUGAGGAGACUGUGUCAGGCCUCAAGGGCUACGUGGCUGCCGGGACCUGCCUCAUGCAGGGGGAGGAGGUCACGUGCCGUGGGCGGAUCCUGAUCAUGGAUGUCAUCGAGGUGGUACCUGAGCCUGGCCAGCCUUUGACCAAGAACAAGUUCAAGGUCCUUUAUGAGAAGGAGCAGAAGGGACCUGUGACUGCCCUGUGCCACUGCAACGGCCACCUGGUGUCAGCCAUCGGCCAGAAGAUCUUCCUAUGGAGCCUACGGGCCAGCGAGCUGACGGGUAUGGCCUUCAUCGACACACAGCUCUACAUCCACCAGAUGAUCAGCGUUAAGAACUUCAUUCUGGCUGCAGACGUCAUGAAGAGCAUCUCACUACUGCGCUACCAGGAGGAGAGCAAGACGCUGAGUCUUGUGUCCCGGGAUGCCAAGCCCCUGGAGGUGUACAGUGUGGACUUCAUGGUGGACAAUGCUCAGCUAGGCUUCCUGGUGUCUGACCGAGACCGUAACCUCAUGGUGUACAUGUACCUGCCAGAAGCCAAGGAGAGUUUUGGGGGCAUGCGCCUCCUGCGCAGGGCAGACUUCCACGUGGGUGCCCAUGUGAACACGUUCUGGAGGACCCCAUGCCGGGGUGCCACAGAGGGGCCCAGCAAGAAGUCCGUUGUGUGGGAGAAUAAACACAUCACGUGGUUUGCCACCCUGGAUGGCGGCAUUGGGCUCCUGCUGCCCAUGCAAGAGAAAACCUAUCGGCGGCUGCUCAUGCUGCAGAAUGCACUGACCACCAUGCUGCCCCACCAUGCCGGCCUCAACCCCCGUGCCUUCCGGAUGCUGCAUGUGGACAGGCGUGUCCUGCAGAAUGCGGUGCGGAACGUGCUGGAUGGGGAGCUGCUUAACCGCUACCUCUACCUCAGUACCAUGGAGCGUGGAGAGCUGGCCAAGAAGAUUGGCACCACGCCUGACAUCAUCCUGGACGACCUGCUGGAGACAGACCGCGUCACUGCCCACUUCUAGCCUUGUGGAUGCUACUGCUGCCCAUGCACUACUUCCCACCCCUUUUGUACAAAAACACAAGGAAAAAGAUUU
Molecule: messenger RNA, 4563 nt
Organism: Otolemur garnettii (small-eared galago)
Lineage: Eukaryota; Metazoa; Chordata; Mammalia; Primates; Galagidae
Gene: CPSF1
Product: cleavage and polyadenylation specific factor 1
Exons: 37
Coding region: 67-4491 (1474 amino acids)
Cellular component (GO): mRNA cleavage and polyadenylation specificity factor complex; nucleus
Molecular function (GO): protein binding; nucleic acid binding
Source: RefSeq, a predicted model, not a curated record